Messenger RNA from Poecilia latipinna (sailfin molly), 2050 nucleotides. RefSeq names its product oocyte zinc finger protein XlCOF6.1-like. Gene Ontology annotation, cellular component: PcG protein complex; chromatin; transcription regulator complex. Bases 212 to 1525 code for a protein of 437 amino acids. NCBI's taxonomy places the organism in Eukaryota, Metazoa, Chordata, Actinopteri, Cyprinodontiformes, Poeciliidae. The transcript is spliced from 2 exons. The record is from RefSeq and is a predicted model, not a curated record. Gene Ontology annotation, molecular function: RNA polymerase II cis-regulatory region sequence-specific DNA binding; DNA-binding transcription factor activity, RNA polymerase II-specific. Gene Ontology annotation, biological process: regulation of transcription by RNA polymerase II.
AAAAAAAAUUGUCACUCGGACACACACUAUUCACCAGUUGGUGGCGGUAAUGCACUUUGUUUGCCAGCCGCCAGUAAACACCAGAAGAAGAAGAACAAGAACAAGAAGAAAACACGAAAAAGCUGAAAAUAGAGGCGUGGAGACAACAGUUCAGACGGUGACAGAGAUUUGGAAACAGCUUUAAAAACGAGGACAAAGCAAACACAACAUCAUGGAGGCUCGUUUCUACCAUAAGGGUCUGUUGAACGGAUUAGAUGUUAAGCAGAUGUUGAUGGUUAAAGAAGAAACUCCUGAAGACCACAGAUCUGUUGCUGAGCUGCAUGACCCAAAGCCGCAGCAGAUAAAGGAGGAAGAGGAGGAAGUCUGCAUCAUUCUGGGGACAGAGCAGCUCAAUGCAAAGGAGGAGACUGAUGUUGCUCCUAUAAAGAGUGAGGAUGAUAAAGAGUCCAUUCUGCUCUCACAGAAUCUUUAUCAAGACCACAUUAAAAGCAGAGAGCUUUCAGAAGAGGCAGAAGAUGAUUUCAUUUCUGUAGUCAUUAAGGAUGACGAAGAGGACAGUGAUGUAAAUCACUCAGUGUCUGAGCUUGAACACUUGUCAGACUCUGGACAGAAAACUGAGGACGAGGACAGUGACUGGAAGGAGAGAGGAGCUCCUGAGUCAGACGGAAACAUUAACAACCCUUGUAGCUCCUCUGAGUUUCCUGAAGAAUCUGUUCACUGUUGCCCCGUUCAGGAAGACGUGACACAUUCAGAAACGGGAUCUUCGAGCUCGCUGCAUAAGGAAUGUUUUACAGAGAAGAAAAGCGUGGAGUCAGGAAGGAAAGUCCAGACUGGAAUGAAGUUUAGUUGUGAAGACUGUGGUAAAGCGCUCAGCGGAAAAUACACUUUAAACACACAUAAGACAAUCCACACAGGACAGAAAGCGUUCUGUUGUGAUGUCUGUGGACGAAGAUUUGGUGAUAAAUCGGGUUUAAAAAGACACAAGAUAAUCCAUACAGGAGACAAACCUUUCUGUUGUGACGUUUGCGGACAAAGAUUUGGUUAUAAAUCGAGCAUAAACACACACAUGAUAACACACACGGGGCAGAAACCGUUCAGCUGUGAUAUUUGUGGACAGAGAUUUAGCCAAAAAGGAAGCUUAAACACACACGUGAGCAGCCACACCGGACAGAAGCAUUUCUGCUGCGAUCUCUGCGGACAAAGAUUUAACCGUAAGUCAAGCUUAAACACACACAUGAGAACCCACACAGGCCAGAAACCAUUCUGUUGUGAUAUUUGCGGACAAAGAUUUAGCCAAAAAUCCACUCUGACUACACACGCGAGAAUCCACACGGGACAGAAGCCUUUCUGUUGUGACGUCUGCGGACGAAGAUUCGGCGACAAGUCAAGUUUAAACAGACACAAGAUAAUCCACACCGGACAGCAACCUUUCUGUUGUGUUAUCUGUGGACGAAGAUUUGGUAACAAAUCAAGUUUAAACAGACACAUGAGAAUCCACUCUGGAGGGGAAAUUGUUUUACACUGAAUAUUUGAACAACACCGCAGUAGACGACUGUGAAAUAGUUGCACGUUGUCAUUAACAACAACAAUCUUCACUCUUUUCUCCUGUGUUGAAAUUUGCAUUUCACCCUUAAAGCCAUUUAUAUAAGUCACUGAUUUGCUUCCUUGUACUAAUUGAUCGUUUGUUUGCUAGGCAUGUUUUAUUCAAACUGUUUUUAUCAGCUCUCAGUGCAUGUGAACAGGUUUACUGUUUGAGAAAGAGAAUCAAAGCACUAAGUUGACCAUGAACUCCUCUGUAAACCACAGUUUGCUCGAGUCAAGAUAAAGUCGGCCAAUCUUUGGACUAAAGUGAAUCGUGAGGAAAAUGAUCCCCAACGCAGCAGCAGAUAUAGAUACUAUCAUCCAUCCCUACUUAAAAAGAGAACCGCUUCUAAUUAUGGUUUUUACACCCUCGGCUUGUUUGUGUUGCAACUUGAGAUGUUUUUCGUGUGUGUGACUAAGCCUGUAUAUUUGUUUGUCGUAUUGAUUUCAAUUAAAUACUUCAGAGUUG